This is a messenger RNA of Theobroma umbraticum, 1497 nucleotides long. RefSeq lists its product as uncharacterized. Gene Ontology annotation, molecular function: zinc ion binding. Lineage: Eukaryota; Viridiplantae; Streptophyta; Magnoliopsida; Malvales; Malvaceae. The record is from RefSeq and is a predicted model, not a curated record.
UAAAAGAAAAGAAAAGAAAAGAAAUCUCUCCUCAGUUCUCUGUGCACUCGCUGCACGUUUCUGUUCAUCUUUGCAGUGCGUGUCCGAGUCUCAACACUUCUUGCGGAGCAUCAGUUCUUUGUCUUUAAACUCCUCUUCUUUUUCGUCUGCUAUUUCCUAUGCAUUUCUUCUUGUUGAGUACAAAGCCACGACUUUCUUAACUCUUUAUCUUGUUUUCGCCUUUUGAUUCUCUGGGUCACUCUUGUUUUGGGUUGUUCCAAAUUUUUUAAGUUUUCUUUGUUACUGAAUCGUUAAUGGAGGUAAAGGGUCACCUAAUCCAAUAAUAGCUUCUUUAAAUUCUCACAUUUCUUCCAAGCUUUGUUCAAACCGAACUCAAAGCUUGAAACUUUGAGCCUGUUGAGUAUUUGAUCCUCAAAACCUUUAUAAGUUUUAAGUCUGUUUGAUUACAAAGCCUUAACUCCAAGUUUUAGCUUCCUUUCAAAAUGUCAUCUUUAGAGAUGUCCCAAAUUGAUUUAGAGCAAGGGACUCACAGCCGGAACGGGAGUGACGUCAGCGCCGGGGACGCUAGCGUCUGCUUCUCCGACGCCGACGAGGGUUCUUGCUACUCUCAGUUUUAUUCCACUACAGGUGGUUCUUACGAUGAGUACAGCUUCGCUUGCGCUUCUGAUGGAGAGAUUGGCGACGUAUCGGAUUCCAGGAGGGUGUCUUCAGUCUCGGAUUGUUCUGUGGAGGUAGAGAUUCCGAGGGGAGUUCCUGAAAUCAAGGUGCAUUUGGCGAAAGUCGAGAAAGAUUGUCGAAUUUGCCACUUGGGUUUGGAAAGCAACAGCCAUGAAUCUGGUGUUCCUAUUGAAUUGGGUUGUUCUUGUAAGGAUGAUCUGGCUGCUGCUCAUAAACAGUGUGCCGAGGCAUGGUUUAAGAUCAGAGGAAAUAAGACCUGUGAGAUUUGUCAUUCUAUUGCACGCAAUGUUGUUGGCGUGACUGAGAUUGAGUCGACAGAGCAAUCAAAUGAGGCCAACAGUUCCACGACAACAGCUGCAGUCUCAGGAGCGGCACCUCAUUCAGACUCUCGAAGCUUCUGGCAUGGCCAUCGCUUCCUCAACUUUCUCCUUGCUUGCAUGGUAUUUGCAUUUGUCAUAUCAUGGCUCUUUCACUUCAAUGUGCCAUCAUCGUAAAAUCCUGUAGCACAGUUCUUGAACAAAAUUGAAAGAAUGAAAAUAAAGAAACUGAAUUACUGUAAAGGAGCCUGGAGAAUUUGUUGCUAUGACGAUGAGUAAUUGGAUAGUCGAGGGUCUUGUGAUGGUCAAUAGGUAUUUUACACACGCCCGCUUCUUCUCCAUUCAUGUAGAGAAAGUUUGUUAUAUCCAAUAUAUGCACAUUCAUCAUAAUUAUCAAAACUGUGUCUUGCUUUUGUACUCAUAAAGUAGGGAAUCACUAUAUCUGGCUUUAGAAGAGUUUUCGAUGGUUGGUCUGUGUAAUUGUUUCCAUGCAUGUUGUCCA